Molecule: messenger RNA, 2807 nt
Organism: Saccostrea cuccullata (small rock oyster)
Lineage: Eukaryota; Metazoa; Mollusca; Bivalvia; Ostreida; Ostreidae
Product: tetratricopeptide repeat protein 39C-like
Exons: 14
Coding region: 147-1868 (573 amino acids)
Biological process (GO): cilium assembly
Molecular function (GO): protein binding
Source: RefSeq, a predicted model, not a curated record
AUUUCAUCUGGGAAUGCCCUUUUAUCCGGAAGUGCGUAAGAACGGUGGCAACCCCAAACAGAAGUCAAGGUUCAUGUUGCUGUCGUGAGAAAAAGAGAUGAGCGAUCGAUAUUUUGUCACCGUGAGCACAAUCUAGAAUUGAAAAGAUGGCAACAAAUUCAGUGAUUCCCGAACUGACCAGUUCCGAAAGCGAGGACACCCUUGCUGGAAUGGACGAGUCAGAAAUGGCAUUGAAUGGUAUCUCAAUGUUGCUGAAUAAUGGUUUUGAUGAAGCCAGCGCUUUAUUCGAAAAAUACAAGAAUGACAGUUACUUGAUGAAUUCAGGAUACAGUUUUGUAUUUUUCAUGCAAGCUCUUAUGUCUUUUGAGGAGGAAAAGCUAGACGAAGCUUUGAAAGUUUUACAAGAAACUGAAAAAUUGUGUGAUACUGAUUCAGGAGUGUUGAAGUCAAUCAAAAACAGAUUCAAGUCCAAGAAAAAGAGAGUGGAGGGACAAAUCAGCAUUGAUGAAAAGAUUCAAAGACAGGUGAUAGUAGCUGACUCUUUACUCUAUCAGGCAAUAUUAGUGUUCACCAAUCAAGACAUUCCUAGCUACAUCAAAGGUGGCUGGUACCUCCGCAAAGCCUGGAAAAUCUACGAGAAAUUGUACAAAGAUGUCAUGCAACUCCAGAUGAGAAAUGCCAAGUUACGUCAGUCAGAGAAUGGACCAGUGGAUGGAAAUGACAACGAAAUGCCUCAGGAACUUCUAGACCGCCUCCAGGGGGCGGUUAGUUUUGGAUACGGAACAUUCCAGAUUUGUAUAUCAAUGGUCCCCCCUAAGAUUCUAAAAUUGAUUGAACUGUUUGGGUUUGAGGGUGACCGGGAUGCAGGGCUUGCAGCAUUAGAUUACUCUAGUCACAGUAAAGAUAUGAAAGCACCUCUUGCCACACUAGGCCUGCUGUGGUACCACACUGUACUACGGCCAUUCUUUGCAUUGGAUGGAGCUAACGAUUAUAGUGCAGGGACAGAAGAUGCGGAGAGAAUUAUAGAAGAGAAAGAGACAGAAUUCCAGCAGUCUUCUUUAUUUCUAUUCUUUCGUGGGAGGAUACACAGACUCAGGAAACAAACAGACAAAUCAUUGGAGUCCUAUCAAAAAGCAUUAGAGGCAGCAAAAGGUCAAAGGGAAAUAGAACUCAUGUGUCAAUAUGAAAUAGGUUGGGUUAAUAUAAUGAAAUUACAGUGGAGAGAAAGUCUACAAGCAUUCACAAGAUUAAAGGAAGAGACAAAGUGGUCCAAAUGUUACUAUACAUAUCUUAUGGGAGUGUCCUUGGGAGCAAUGGGUGAUAUAAAGGGAGCUCAUGACAUACUCAAAGAAGUACCAGGUCUGCUCAAAAAGAAAAACAAUCAAAUCGAAGCCUAUGUUUCAAGGAGGGCUGAGAAGUUCAAGAAGGCAGCCCCAAGUCAGGAGUACUGUCGUCUGCUAUGUAUGGAGCUGAUAUUUCUCUGGCAUGCUCUACCCACCUGCACUCCAGAUGAACUUCAACCCUAUCUCACAGUUUGUGACAUGCAAACAGAUUCAAAGGUCUAUCAUGUCAAAUGUUUGAUAGAAGGAGCUGUGUACAAAGAGCUUGGAGAACUAGAAAUGGCAAUACAGUGUUUAGAGGAGGCCAUAGCUCGACAACAAGGAAUGAAGGAAGACCAACAUGUCCCGGCUUUUGCCAGCUUUGAGCUUGCUUCUAUUUACAUGAGAAAGCCUGAGACUGCUGGAAAAGCAAAACAACUGUUACAACAGAUAAAGGAUAAUUACAAAGAAUAUGAUUUUGAGAAUAGAUUAACAGUGAGAGUGAAUAAUGCCUUGAAGGCUUUGAAAAUCAGUGCCAAAGUGGGAUGAGUAACAGACCUCCGUCUUCCCUCACUCCAUCUCCACUUCAAGAGCAAAUCAGGAUCAGGAAAUCCAGCUGGGUGUACAGGAAAUCCCAAUGGAUGUUCAGGAAAUCCAGAUAAAUGAUUUAAAAAAUGAGCAUCCGAUCUGGUGGCUUUUAGUUUAAAUAAAUAUCAUUCUCUAAUCACUAAUGACACACCACUUCAUGAUCUUUUCAGUACUUCAGUCGAUAUAGAAAUUUCUGUUGUGUUCUCGUAUCAGGGUUGUUACAUAAUAGACUACUGUUUCUCAUUGACAACAGUUUGAAAAUCAUGAAGGCAACAAAUAUGUUUCCUUCAGUUGGAUAUUUUGUUUAUGUUUCCAUUUCCUUUAUAGACCAAAUGUAGACCAAUUAUCAUUAAAAAGUUAUUAGUAUUAUGUGUCAACACUGUGCCAAAGUUUGAUGCCCCAUUAAACUUAUAAAAAUCAGUUUAAAUCUGAUGACAAAUACAUUGUUGUUGUUCUAUGUCAUUGCAUGUAUUUAUUUAAUUUGACAUUUACAAUAUCAUUGGUUCAUAAAGUAAGUACACGUCAGCUAAUGCAGCAAGUCCUGUCAUGGCUCUAAAGAAAGCAUGGAAAAAGAUGGUCUCUUUAGGAACAAGACAUGAUUCUACAUUGUCAAUUAUUGUCUAACUUAAGACCAUUCACAUGGAGCUAUGCCAUUAAAUUCAGAAUAGCGUAAGUUUAAUUUUGAACUGACCUUUGAUGAGUAUAUUGGUAAAUUGAAAGAUUCUCCGUAAGCCAUCAAUUUUUUUAUAAUGAAGAUAAUCAUCAUGAUACUUGAUAUUUUGAAAUACAUCUAUACCUUAAUUAAGGGGAGUUGAUUAAGAACUAAACUUUUUUACUUUGAAAUCAGUGAUUAAUUUUGUCAUAAUAGGAUUAUUUUACUUGUCACUGAUUAGAAAUGUG